Doryrhamphus excisus (bluestripe pipefish) is the source of this 3103-nucleotide messenger RNA. RefSeq names its product DEAH (Asp-Glu-Ala-His) box polypeptide 33 (gene dhx33). Lineage: Eukaryota; Metazoa; Chordata; Actinopteri; Syngnathiformes; Syngnathidae. Gene Ontology annotation, cellular component: nucleolus; intracellular anatomical structure. The record is from RefSeq and is a predicted model, not a curated record. Gene Ontology annotation, biological process: positive regulation of transcription by RNA polymerase I. Gene Ontology annotation, molecular function: double-stranded RNA binding; helicase activity; ATP binding.
AUGACGUCAAACACUUGCGACGAUUUUUACCUCGUGGGCCAUUUUUUUUUAGCGUUAGCAAAACAACCGCAUACAGAAGACAGCUUGUGCUCUCAGGAAAGCUUCUCUUCGAGAUCAUGCCCUAUGAUCCCGAUCAUCCUCCGGCUAAAAAAUUUAAGCCGGCGUCCGUUUUCUUCCGCCUCGACAAGCAGAAACCUGGCAUGCUGCUGCCCGGGAAGGCAAAAGCCAUCACACCGAUUGAAGUCCAAAGGAAACAACUUCCUAUUUACCAAGCCAGGACUCAGCUUGUGAGCCAACUGAGACAGCUCCAUAAUGCCAUCCUCAUUGGCGAGACGGGCUCAGGGAAGACCACGCAGAUUCCCCAGUUCCUGUACGAGGCUGGGAUCGGACGGCAGGGCCUAGUUGCAAUCACUCAGCCCCGCCGAGUGGCCGCUAUCUCGCUGGCAGGAAGGGUGGCCGAGGAGAAGAGGACGCAGCUUGGCAAGCUGGUGGGUUACUCGGUGCGCUUUGAGGAUGUCACAUCCCCCGAGACCAAGCUGAAGUUCAUGACGGACGGCAUGCUUCUGCGUGAGGCCAUUGGUGACCCCUUACUGCUGCGCUACACCGUAGUCAUCCUGGAUGAAGCUCACGAGCGCACAGUGCACACUGAUGUACUCUUUGGAGUGGUUAAAACAGCGCAACGCAGGCGCAGAGAACUUGAUAAGAUUCCUCUGAAGGUCAUCGUGAUGUCGGCCACGAUGGAUGUGGACCUGUUCUCUGAAUACUUCAACAAGUCACCUGUGCUGUACCUGGAAGGCAGACAACACCCCAUUCAGAUCUUCUACACCAAGCAGCCUCAGUCCGACUAUCUGCAAGCUGCUCUUGUCACCGUGUUCCAGAUACAUCAGGAAGCGCCCCCAUCACAUGACAUCCUCGUCUUCAUGACGGGCCAGGAGGAGAUCGAAGCCCUUGCCAGGACGUGCCGAGACAUUGCCAAGCAUCUGCCAGACAGCUGUGGACCCAUGGUGGUCGUCCCGCUGUACGCGUCCUUGCCCCCAACCCAGCAGCUGCGGGUCUUUCAGGCAGCUCCGAAGGGUUGUCGGAAGGUGAUCUUGUCGACUAACAUAGCAGAGACGUCGGUUACAAUAUCCGGGAUCAAAUACGUUAUCGACACAGGCAUGGUGAAGGCCAAACGUUUCAAUCCUGACAGCGGCUUGGAGGUCCUGGCAGUGCAGCGGGUUUCUAAAGCGCAGGCAUGGCAGCGAGCAGGCCGUUCUGGCAGGGAGGACUCAGGAUUUUGCUAUCGUCUUUACACUGAGCAGGAAUUUGACAACCUCAUCCCCAUGACUGUGCCCGAGAUUCAGAGGUGCAACUUAGCCAGCGUGAUGCUACAGCUGAUGGCGUUAGGGAUUCAAGAUGUCCUCAAUUUUGAUUUCAUGUCCAAGCCCUCGCCAGAGGCCAUUCGCUCAGCCGUGGAGCAUUUAGAGCUGCUGGGGGCCGUGGAAAGAAACGAGGGGCACGUUCUUCUCACCGCUUUGGGAAAGAGGAUGUCCAAUUUCCCUCUAGAGCCAAGAUACGCCAAGACCAUCCUGCUGUCCCCCAGCUAUUCCUGCUCAGAGGAGAUUCUCAGCAUCGUGUCUCUGCUGUCUGUGGACACCGUGCUCUAUAACCCCCCGGCACGGCGAGAGGAAGUGCUGGCCGUGCGAAAGAAGUUCACGUCCAGUGAAGGGGAUCACAUGACACUCCUCAACAUCUACAGAGCGUUCAAGAAAGUCAGCGGAAAUAAGGAAUGGUGUCGGGAAAACUUUGUCAACAGCAGGAACAUGGGGCUGGUGAAAGAGGUCCAAGCUCAACUCCGAGAAAUCUGCCUUAAGCUGAAUCUCAAGCUGGAGUCAUGCGGCGCCGACACAGGGAAGGUCCGCCAGUGCCUCGCCCACGGGAUGUUCAUCAACGCGGCGGAGCUUCAACCCGACGGCAGCUAUUUAGCCCUGGACGCUCACCAGUCGGUGGCCAUCCACCCUUCCUCGGUCCUCUUCCAGGCCAAGCCGGCGUACGUGGUCUUCAACGAGCUGCUGCACACCUCACGCUGCUACAUGAGGGACUUGUGUCUCGUCGACGCCGAUUGGCUGCUCGACGCCGCGCCGGAGUACUUCGGACGGAAACUGCAUCUCACCAAGAGCUAAGCGGAUAUGAAGGACUACCACGGCUUAUUUAGCGAUGGCGAUGGAUUGCACUCCCUCCCACUUCCACACAAAGAUAGAAGUUUAUACUAAUGCAAUUUACACUAUGUGGCCCUCACUGGAAAAUGUUGGGACCCCCCUGCUUUAGACAAACGUACAAGAUCUUCUCUAGGCUGUGGCUGUAGAGUACUUCCAGACAAGUCAGUUACACAACUCAGAAAAAGUGAAAUGUUCAGUGUUUCGAUACUUUUUUGUGAAUUGUGCCCUUCAGCUCCUUGUGACGGAGCAGCAGAAAGGAAGGAAACCUUGGACAUGCGUUCACAAGAAGGUCCAAGUAAGUUCACAUGUAAAGGAUUUUUAGCUUCAUCCUGAAAUUUUGCCGGAAAACCAAAUUUCCAUACCUUGUUGUGAGUUGUGUAUGUUCUUGCAUUUCAAACAGACACUUCCUUUUAUAUCUGUCCACAUCAGCACGCACUUGUGCAUGCCUUUUUUUUUUUUUUUUUACACCUUUUCUAAACGGUAAAAGAAGCAUGGGAAUGUCAUCAAAUUCUACCUUUUUGCUAUUGUCUGCGUUUAGCUUGAAAAACCUCCAGGUUCAACCGAUGUAAGCAAUGCACGUAGAUUGUGAACAAUGAUCUGACUACUCAGGUCUUUUGCACUUUGUAGAAUGUCAAUGAGAAGCAUCUUUUGUGUUUUUGUACACUAGACUCAGGAUUGUACAGUGUAUAUAUAUAUAUAUCAGGUUUUUCAGACCCUAUGAAAGCCACAUAUGCAUGUAUUUUAAUUGUGGUAAUACACUGAUAGAAUUCGACACCGCUUUUCAUCAUUUUAUUCUUCGCACGGUGAGGGGUAGCAAUGACCCCACAACAAUCAGUUGUAAAUUCAAUGACUUUUCCGUGACUUUAAAUUUUUCCCCAAAUUAAAAAAAAUCCCAUUGAAAAUGA